AUGUUCGGACCAAAGACUUGGAUUUGGGCGACCCUCGCGGUCUCGUCCGUCCCAACUCUGGCGGCGCGCGCGCCGUGGAAUCUCGGGAAUGGCUUUGAGUUGACGGUAGACAGUGACGCCAAUCAUCUGUCUGUUUCUCGUGGGAAUAUCCCAUUCUGGGAGACCAUCCCGGGUAAGCCAUUCCUGGGUGCCAGCGCUGGGAUCGAUAAUGUUGUCGGAGCAAAUGGAAACUUCAAGAUCACCGACGUCGAUGAUGACAAGUGCACUACUCAACACAUCCACCGUGUAGCCCAGUCCGCGUGGGCUGAAAGUCUCAACCACAAGGCUGCUGUUGUACAAGGUACACUUUCCGGCUGUGGCGACGACACUGUUGGAUUUUCCUUUGCUAUCUGGGUGCCCUCUUCGCUGCCUGACCGCAUUGCCUUCCGUAUUAACGUCAACCCGGGCUCUUCGUCGAACCCGUCCACGAAGGUUUUCUUGACCUACCGUUCCUCCGAGUCCGAAGACUUCUAUGGAUUUGGUGGCCAGGGAUCCUUUGCCUCGCUCAAGAAUCAGUCGGUCCCCAUUUUCUCCCGUGAACAGGGAGUUGGCCGUGGAGAUCAGCCCACCACUCGCCUGGAGAGCGAGGACAGCUUCUUUGCCGGCGGUGAUCAGUUCACCACCUACUCCGCCGUUCCUCAGUAUAUCUCCUCGAAGGCGCGCGUUUUUCACUUGUCGGAGGAUAGCACAGCAUACACUAAAUUCGAUUUUGAGAGCCCCGAGGCCGUGACCGUGAGAUAUGCUGCACUCAACGUUGAAGGCUACCUCAUGCAAGCCGAGAAUAUGCUCCAUGGUAUCACCAUGUUGACUGAGUACACCGGCCGCAUGGCGGAGCUUCCCCAAUGGGUGGAUACCGGUGCGGUUAUGGGUAUCCAGGGCGGUCAGGAGAAGGUCAACCGAAUCGUUGACCAGGGCCUUCGCCAGAAUUGUCCUAUCGCCGGUGUCUGGCUCCAGGAUUGGUCUGGUACUCACAAGCAAAGCGCUUCCUUUUUCUCUGGCGAGAUAUCUCGUCUUUGGUGGAACUGGGAGUCUGACGAAAAGCUCUACCCUACUUGGAACAAGUUUGUUCAGAACCUGCGCGACGAACACAACGUGCGCACUCUGAGCUAUGUAAACCCCUUCCUUGCCAAUGUGAGCACCAAGCCCGAUGGCUAUCGCCGGAACAUGUUCCUGGAGGCCACCAAGGGUGGGUACAUGAUCCAGAACGCCACGACCAACAGCACCUCUAUUGUUUCCAGCGGCCCGGGGAUCGACGCCGGAAUCCUGGAUCUCACCAACCCCGAGGCUCGUGCCUGGUUCCGUGGCAUUCUGACCGAUCAGGUCUUCAGCGCCAACAUCUCGGGCUACAUGUGCGAUUUUGGUGAAUACACCCCUGUGCUUCCGGACACCCAAUUCUACAAUAAGAGCAUCGACCCUCUCUUUUACCACAACCAGUACCCUCGCGAUUGGCCCAAGCUUCACCACUCGCUCAUCAAUAGCGUUUCCAGCUUCAAGGAUUCCAUUCUUUUCCAGCGUUCGUCGGCUCUGGGCUCUCAGCGCUACAUGAACCUGUAUUGGGCUGGUGACCAAGACACCAACUGGGGUGUGAAUGAUGGUAUCAAGUCCUCUGUGACCGUCAUGGGCCACAUGGGUCUGUCCGGCUUCCCCCAUGGUCACGUUGAGAUUGGCGGAUACACCACUACUUGGACCGAUGCCGGUACUGUCAACCGCACUGCCGAGCUGCUUGGACGUUGGGGCGAGUUGUCUGCUGUCUCCAGCGCCGUCUUUCGAUCCCACGAGGGCAAUGUGCCCCAGCUGAACGCGCAAUUCUACACCAACGCGACCACUUACGCCUACUACGCCUAUAAUGCCCGCAUGUUCCGCAGCCUGGCCGCUUACCGUCGUCGAAUCCUGGAUACCGAGAGCAAGAAUCUCUCCUGGCCGUUGCUUCGCAUGCCUGUUAUCUAUCAUCCUGACGAUGCCAAGGCCAAGAGCAUCAGCUAUGAGAGCUUCUACCUUGGGUCCGACCUGUACGUAGCUCCUGUUCUGGACCAGGGCCGUACCAGCGUCGAGGUCUACCUGCCCGGUAAGGAGACUUUCACCCACGUCUGGAGUGGGCAAAAAUACCAGGGUGGUCAGACUAUCCAAGUUGCCGCUCCUUAUGGCAAGCCUGCUGUCUUCGUCGUGGGUCAACCGAAGCACGACGAUCUCAAGGACUUCCUUGAAUUUACCCGGAAGGAAAAUGGAACUGUGAUCCGCGUUUGA
Penicillium argentinense is the source of this 2283-nucleotide messenger RNA. RefSeq lists its product as uncharacterized. Gene Ontology annotation, molecular function: carbohydrate binding; hydrolase activity, hydrolyzing O-glycosyl compounds. The record is from RefSeq and is a predicted model, not a curated record. Lineage: Eukaryota; Fungi; Ascomycota; Eurotiomycetes; Eurotiales; Aspergillaceae. Gene Ontology annotation, biological process: carbohydrate metabolic process. The transcript is spliced from 2 exons. Bases 1 to 2283 code for a protein of 760 amino acids.